Molecule: messenger RNA, 1250 nt
Organism: Micropterus dolomieu (smallmouth bass)
Lineage: Eukaryota; Metazoa; Chordata; Actinopteri; Centrarchiformes; Centrarchidae
Gene: sostdc1a
Product: sclerostin domain containing 1a
Exons: 2
Coding region: 31-681 (216 amino acids)
Biological process (GO): negative regulation of Wnt signaling pathway; negative regulation of BMP signaling pathway
Molecular function (GO): BMP binding
Source: RefSeq, a predicted model, not a curated record
UUAGACGCUCCCCAUCUCACAGGAGCAACCAUGCACCUGAGCGCGUACGAGUCGUGCCAUUCCUUGGUCGUACUUUGCAUCAUGCUGAGGAGUUGCCAAGCCCUCAAGAACGACGCCACGGAGCUUCUGUUCUCGCAUGUGAGCGCGCAGGUGCCGGAGGUCCAGAGCAACGUGACCCUGAACCGCGCACGGAACGGCGGCAGAGGAGCGGGCAGCGCGGCGCACGACAGAGGCGAACGAAGUCAAAUCGGGUGCAGAGAGCUGAGGUCCACUAAGUAUAUCUCAGAUGGCCACUGCACCAGCAUCAACCCUAUCAAGGAGCUGGUGUGCACUGGCGAGUGUCUCCCAGCUCAGAUGCUUCAGAACUGGAUUGGCGGAGCGUAUAGCAGGAAGUUUUGGGGUCGCCGGAGCAGCAACCAGGACUGGCGAUGUGUCAACGACAAGACCCGCACCCAGCGCAUCCAGCUGCAGUGCCUAGAUGGCAGCACGAGAACAUACAAAAUCACCGUGGUCACCUCCUGCAAGUGCAAGAGGUACUCGAGGCAGCACAACGAAUCGGGCAACAAGUUCGAGGUGCCGUCUCUGUCACCACCGCAGCUCCUGCACAAGCACAAGUCCAAGAGCAAGAGGAGGCUGGGGAAGAACCGGCUGAGUGAGAACUGGCACGAGACUGAACCCUGAGAGCAUGCAGACUCUGAAUCCACACAAAACUACAGGAGUUUUGUCUCUGUGACAUUGAGACACAAUGCCCAGCGAUUGCAGUCGUGGACUAUCUCUCAAUGUGACUGGGACCUGAUUUAGGUGAAGCUGGUUCCUCACUAUAAUGGAGAACUCCAAAGGGCAUGCUAUGGACUUUUCUUGACAUUUUAAUCCAUGUGGUUAAAGAUAAUGUGAACAGAACUGAGAUGUACAGUCUGCAGAGUUUUCUGAAGCACGGGGCCAACCCACAUUGUCCCAGAUGUAGCCAUGUGCAUGCAUUCCUAUAUUCAUUAUAUAUGCAUAUGGAGAGCUACAGUCAACUGUUUAGGCAACAACACCAGUAAACAAUACCAAACAUCUAAACAAAAACCUGUGUAUAUACUUGUACAUAUAUCUAACUUGCCUUUUGAAGUAUGGCCAUGUGUAUAAAAUUUGACUAUGCAAGAUUUAUGAUGUAUGAUGUAAUAUAUUUUCUGUGGCAACAUAUAAUAUGAUAGGUUUUGCUUAAGUGACAUCAGCAUGUGGGUGAAAACUUACAAAACUUUGUCAUC